ACAAUUUUUUUUUAACAAUAAUGAUAACUUUGGAGAAAUAUUUUAAAGUUAGUGCUCAGCAAGAGUAUGAAAAAAAUCCACAAUUAUCUGCCGCUGACGUAGAAGAGCUUCUCAAGUGGAGUGAUGAAAAUAUAAAUUUAUAUGGAAAAUUGAUUGAUAUUCAGAUUAUUAUGUUUUUGCACGCGUGUGACUACGAUAAAGAGUAUGCAAAAAAGGUAAUUAGCCAGUGCUAUAAUUUACGGGCUAAGAAAUGCGCACCCUUCUUUACGGCAAGAGAUCCCGCUCAUCCUUUCAAUCAAAGACAAUUAGAUGUUGUUAACAUAAACAUAAUUCCCGACGAAGAAAAUCGCUACGGUUAUAUAUGGUCGCAGUUGAAAAUCAUGGAUGCUUCAGAAUAUUAUCCAACCGUAGCGUCAAAACUAACUUUUAUGGCCAUCGAACUCGAUCAAAUAGAACACGGUACUAAGUCAGGGUACAGAAUGGUACUGGAUUCAAAUAAUUUUGGCUUAAGUCACGCAUUACGUUACUCCCUAUCAAACGCAAGACAUUUAAUGUUAUACGUUCAGGAAGGUACGCCAUUUGUGAUCGAUAAGAUUUAUAUUCUCAACGUCACCUCGGGAACUGAAAGAGUAUACUCAAUGUUAAAACCGUUCAUGAGCGCUUCAUUAAUAAAUAAAAUUAUAAUAAAAUCAGUUUCAAAGACUAGUGAAUUUAUAAAAACAUUGCCACAAACAAUUGUGCCGAAGGACUAUGGUGGCCUUGCGCCGAUUAUGAAGGAAACUAAUGAAAUUUUAAAACAAAGACUUUUGGAUAAUCGCAAUUACUUUUUGGAUGAAGAAAAAUUUAGAAAUGGUAGUGUUAAAGAUGAAGUAAAUACAACAAUUAUUGAUGAAGAUGAAAAUGUACAUUCUUUUAAAAAUUUAAGCAUUGAUUAAACUUAUUUAAAGUAUAUUAUAUUUUUCUAA
Melanaphis sacchari is the source of this 965-nucleotide messenger RNA. RefSeq names its product alpha-tocopherol transfer protein-like. Gene Ontology annotation, cellular component: membrane. The transcript has 6 exons. NCBI's taxonomy places the organism in Eukaryota, Metazoa, Arthropoda, Insecta, Hemiptera, Aphididae. The record is from RefSeq and is a predicted model, not a curated record. Gene Ontology annotation, molecular function: phosphatidylinositol bisphosphate binding. The coding region runs from base 21 to 935 and encodes 304 amino acids.